GCCGUCGCCGUCCUCGCGGUCCCGGUGCCCGGUCUCUGAAACGCCGGCCGCGGCGCCGCCAGUGCCUCCCCUCGGCGUCGUGCACAGGGCAGCAACGGACAUGGCGUGAGCGGAGAGCAGGCAGCCACCCCCGCAGUCCGACAGUCCGACGUCGCCGACGACGCCGACCCCGAGGCCGCGGCCAACAUGCAGAACCACGGCGCCGACCGCUGGCGCGCCGGCAGCAUGGGGCCCACCACCGGCACGCUGCCCGCCGCCAACACCAAGUUCCGUUCCGCCAGACCGAUGCCGGCCUGGGUCCACCAGCAGCAGCAGGCGCAGGCCCGCCUGCUGAACGCCAGGCUGCCGCCCCACGAGCCGCCGCCGCCGCCCACGUCGGAGCCGCCGCCCCUGGACCCGGACUACGAGGUCAUCGAGUUCCCCUCGCAGCAGUACAUCAACACGCAGCCCAGCCAGGCCAAGACCAACGGCUCGGCUGGCGGGCGGCGCGGCGACGGCAAGCACUGCGACCUGUGCGGCAGCUCCACCCCCGCCGUGCGCUGCGACCAGUGCGCCUCGCAGAUCUUCUGCUACUCGUGCGACGACAUGUACCACCGCCACCCCAAGCGGACCACCCACCGGCGGAAGCCGCUGCAGCAGGCCGUGCGGCCCCCGCUGCCCCCCAAGGGCGAGGCCCCCGCCGCCCCCGUGCCGCCCCCGCGCAGGAAGGGCCGAAGCUCGCGGAUGGGAACCCCCAGCCCCUUAGACGGACAGCGCUCCAUGCUAGCAGGCCCCAGCCCCUCCCUCCCUUGCCUCCCCGAGGACUGCAUGCCGUCGCGUUUCCGAGGUCGAGACGAUUGGAGCCCGUUGGAUGCCAGAGUCCGCGCACACCAAAUCGCCAUGGGCAGAGCGUCGCCCAGCUUGUCCGGCCACUUCCCCUCAAGCAGAGACAGCGGCUACCCGGACUGGGACUCGGAGCAGCAGCAGGGCUGGUCCAGGCAGAGGUCCAGCAGCAUUUCGGGCUCGGACGGGUACCGGUCCGGCUCGGGGCUGGCACCGGGCCGGUUCACUGACGGCAUGGCCGGGGGGCUAGCCACCAUGCGGCGCGGCGCCACGCCGCAGCGCGGCAUCGGCAUCAUGUCCUCCGCGUCCGUGUCCAACCUGCACCAGCAGCACGCCAUGCAGCAGCAGCCGCCCUUCGGCAUGAUGCAGGCGCAGUCCAUGGCGCACCUGGGCGGCUGCCCCAGCUGCGCGUGCCACCCCGGCGGCCCCGGCGCCCCGCCCGGCAUGGUGUGGAUGGACGGCAUGGGGACGCCGAUGGGGGCCCCGAUGGGGGCGUGGGACGGCGGCACGCUGCACCGCCACAACUCCAUGGGCAUGCUGCCGUCCGUCAAGUCCAGGCUGAGCGUGCGGUCGCGCACCCGCCACGCGCCCGAGCCCGUGCGCGCGCCCACGCCCAUCUCCGUCACGGACUCGGACGAGGAGGACGCCGACGAGGACGUGGACGAGGAGGCCGACGACGUGGACGACGCGGAGCACGAGCGCGCGCAGGCGCCGGCCGCCGCGCCCCCCGCGGGCUUGCCCAAGACGCAGUGGGAGUGCGAGCACUGCACCUUCAUCAACAAGCCCGGCACCAGGAUAUGCACGGUGUGCUGCAAGACCUCGGACAACCCGCGGCCCGCCGGCCCUGCCCAGCCCCAGGGCCCCGCCAUGCAACGCCGCCUCAGCCAGUCGUCCGCGGACCGCGUGGCGCCCGCCAGGACGGCCGCGGCGCGCCGGAUGAAAACAGAAGCUCUGCCGAAGCCGGCGAGAAAUCAAAUACAGCAAGAGGAGGAGGAUGACGAUGAGGAGGAGGAGGAGGAGGACGUAGAGGAAGCGCAGGAGGAGGUAGAGGAUGACGAGGACGAGGAGGUGGACGAGGAGGCGGAGGGCGAAUCGGCGCAAGAGGAGUCCGUUGAAGACGAGGAGGAGGAGGUGGAGGAGGAGGUGGCGCCUCAGAAGCGCCGCGCCCACUCCAAGCAACUGCAGCAGCAGCAACUGAUGCAGCAACAACUGCAGCAGCAGCCCAAGAACGCCAAGGCCAUGAAGCAGGCCCAGAACAAGGGCAUCCAGAAGACCGCCGCGGCCGCCAAGCCCCUGGCCACCAAGGCGUCGGCGGCCCAGCAGACCACCGCGAGCACGGCGUCGAAGCCGGCACAGGCGCCUGCAGCAGCGCCCGCGCCCGCCAAGCAGACCAACAAGGCCCCCAAGGUGUCGACCGGCGUGGGGCCGUCGCCGCCGCGCGACAUUCCGGACAAGGACCACAACCAGGGCAGGGAGGCCGCGCCGGCCAGUCAGAAGAAGGGCACCAAGAUGAUGACGUCCAAGGGGACCUCGCCGCCGCCUCAGAACAUGUCCACCCAGCGCGACCCGCGGCGCCUCCGCAGGGCGCAGUCCGUGGGGCUGGCCGACGACAUCCACUGGGCGCAGCUGCAGCGCUCCCUCUCCAGGCAGUCCCUCAACAGCGACUCGCAGAGCCUGCCGAUGUCGCCGCGAGAGCUGAGCCCGGCGCGCAGCUACGCGGGCGGCCUGAGCAACCGCUUCCUGGAGGACGACAUGCCCGACGUGGCGUACCCCGUGCGGCCCGGCCGAGGCCUGCAGCGCUGGGACCGGCGGCCCUCCGCCUCGGACUACAGCACCACCUCCACGUUCCAGAGGGACCGACUUGAAAACCGUUCCCUCACCUUCCAGCCGCUGGAGCGCGCGCUGGAGCGUAGCAGACGCAGCAUGAGCCGCGCGGGGUCGCAGCCGCCGGACUACUUCCACACCAUCGAGGACAUGAUGCACAUGCAGACGCGGGCCGAGUCCAUGAAGACGCAGGGCCUGGAGCUGGUGCGGCUGCUCAGGGAGGCCGAGGUCCUGGGCUUCACCGCCGAGGACCUGCAGGCGGCGCUGGCGCACUGCGGGGACAGGCCGCCCAUCGCGUGGCUGCAGGAGAACUGGCGCAACAUGAUGGACACGGUGGUGACGCUGGCCACCAACUACGGGCACGAGCGGCGCGAGAACACCGUGGGCACCAUCUCGGUGGACGAGGCCCGCGACGCCCUGCGCGCGCACAAGGGCAACGUGUGGUCCGCCGUCACCGAGUGCGUGGAGCAGCGCCAGAAGAAGUACGCGGAGCUCCUCUCGCGGGGCAACUUCACGCGCGAGGACAUCGUGACCUCCCUGACGGCCAACCACGGCAACCUGGAGGCGGCCUACGUGGAGCUGAGCCGCACGCAGCUCAAGCCCUUCCUGAUGCGCAUCUGGGGCCCGCCGUCCGUGGGCACGGACAACGAGGCCGGCAACAUGGCGGUGGUGGGCGCGGAGGACGGCGUCGAGGCCGCGAGGCACGGCGCCGAGGCCGCCGCCAGCCGCAAGAGCAGCCUUCUGUCCGCGCCGCACGACGGCGACGAAGACGACAGCGCGGCCGACUUUGUGGACGCUCGUUCCGACGUGGAGCUUGACGCUGCGGUAAGUCCGCGGCCGGAGAUGGCCGACGCCACCUCGGCCCCACCAGUGCAGCAGAAGGCAGUGCAGCAGGUGCAGCAGGAGCAACGGACUCAGGCGGAGCAGCCGGCCAAGCCCCAGGCCGAACCGCCGCAGCAGAAAGGGGCGGCAAAAGCCAAAGCAGACAAGGCGCCUCAAACCCAAGCCAAAGUUCCAACGACAAAACAGGCGAAGCCGACGGAGAAAACGAAACCCCCGCAGGCCGUACGACCCCCACAACAAGUGCAGUCCGCACAGUUAGUGCAGCGGAUACAGAUGGUCCAAGCUCCGCAGCAGGUGCAACCUCCCAAGCAGGUCCAAAAGCAGGUGCCUCCACAGCAGGUACAGCCUCCACUACAAGUACUACCUCCACAACAAGUACCACCUCCACAGCAGGUACAGCCCCAACAAGUGCAACCUCAACAGCAGGUACAGCCCCCACAACAAGUGCAACCUCCACAGCAAGUACAGCCCUCACAACAAGAGCAACCCCCAGAGCAGGUACAGCCCCCACAACAGGUACUGCCUCCACAGCCGGUACAACCCCCACAGCCUCCUCAGCAGGUACAUCCUCCACAGCCUCCACAGCAGGUACAGCCCGCGCCACAAGUGCCAGGCACGCAGCCCUUCUCGCUGGGCGGCCUGGUGAUGAACGCCGCGGCCAGCGCCGCAGCCCUGACCCUGGCGGGGGUGGCCGCGGACCCCGUCGAGUCCGCCGCGGGGCCGAGCGUGGGGCAGGGCAACGACGGCCACCUGGACCAGACCAUCGACCGCCUGGAGAAGGAGAUCUCGCAGCUCAAGCUGCUCACUGGUCAGACGGCCGGCCCGGAGAACAACAUCGAGAGCCUCAUCGAGAGGGUGAAGGAGGUGCGUCGGAGUCAGAGUGAGGUUGGCGGCGGCGGCCAGGAGGCGACGCCAGCCGCGGAGCCCGGCGCCAAGGACGCGGCCCAGGACGGCGUCAAGGAGGCAAACGACAACGACAAGGGCACGACGACCGUGGCGGUGCACGCCAAGCUGCACAUCGACCAGGCCGGCGUGGCCACGCCGAAGCUGGAGCGGCGUCCCAGCCGCCGCGAGCACCGCAAGAAGGACCGCAAGAGCCACAUCUCGGUGCAGGAGGCCAAGGGCCCGCAGAUCACGCUGGCCAAGGAGAAGCAGGACGAGAAGAAGGAGGCCGACGCGGUGGUCCCGCCGGUGGCGCCGCCGAGACGCCCCGAGCGCCACGAGCGGAGGCUGGUGGCGGCGGCGGCCCCCGCCGUGCUGCGGCCCGUCGUGAGCCGCAUCCCCAUGCCGGUGCGCGCCGUGCUGGGCGUCGUGGAGGAGGCGCCGCACGCCCAGGACCUGCUGCACGGCGUCCCGGAGAGCGAGAAGCAGGCCCUCAGCCUGUACGCCAAGCGCAUCCAGAACGCCAUCGCCGCUGAGAAGGCGCGGCCCGAGCCCGAGCCCGCCGACGAGGACAGCGACGACGACGACGCCGACAGCCUGGAGAACAACGCCAGCACCAGGGAGGACCUGGUGCGCCAGGACACCGUCGUAGAGGUGAAGCGGCCGGCCAGGGCGCCGCAGCCCGACGCGGCCAAUGCCAAGGACGCCAAGGACGCCAAGGAAGGACCGCGCGGAAUGCAGCAGCAGCUGGAGCUGUUCAAGCAGAAGCGGCUGCAGCAGCAGCAACACAAGGACGCCGUCAAGAGGCAGCAGUCGGAAGAAAAGCCCAAGCCGCAGUCAAAGCAGUCCCCAAAGCAGCAACAGCCCAAGCCAGCAGAACAGCCGAAGCAGCCGCCUAAGCCACAGGAGCAACCAAGGCAGCAACAGGUCAAACCACAAGAGCAACCUAAACAGCAACAGGCCAAACCACAGGAGCAACCAAGACAGCAACAGGCCAAACCACAGGAGCAACCAAGACAGCAACAGGCCAAACCACAGGAGCAACCAAGACAGCAACACGUCAAACCACAGGAGAAGCCUGACCAGCACCGAGCUAAGCCUCCCGAGCUGCCCAAGCAGCCGCUAACUAAACUACAAGAACAGCCGAAACAAGCAGUCACUAAACCAGCGCAACAGACGAAGCAGCGGCAGCAGACUAAACAAGAAGAUCUGACAAAGCAAACUCACGCAAAACAAGAGCCCCCAAAGCAGCAACAGGUUAAACAAGAGCAGCCGGCCAAACCGCUAGAUCGGCUAAAACAACAGGCAGUGCAAAAGCCUCCAUCCAAACUGCCGCAACCCACCCAGUCGAAAGUGCAGCAACAGCAGCCUCCAUCUAAACAACAACAAACGGUGCAGCAGCCGCCAGUGGUCGCGAAGCCGGCCGCACCGCAGAUCGUCCUGGACGAGGAGGACUCCGACGAGUACGAGACGGAGGAGGAGUACGAGGACGGCGACGAGGAGCCUCGCGACAACAAGCUGGCCGAGGCGGACGUCGACGUGGACGACGAGGAGUACGAGGACGAGGAGGAGGCGGACGAAGAGGAAGAAGCGGAGGAGGAAGAGGUGGAGGAAGAGGUGGAGGACGAAGAGGAGGUGGACGAGGACGUUGAGGAGGACGACGAGUCCGAUGACGACGAGCUGAAGACGGCCUGGGACGGCAUCGAAGUAGAAGUCAAAGAAAAGGACAUUGUGAUAGAGAAGGAGAAGGACAAUGCAAAGGAUAAUUUGAGAGAAAAGGGGAAGGACAGUGAAAAGGAAAAAGAGAAAGACGACGAGAAGGAGAAGGACAAGGAGAAGUCGGCCAGCACGGCCACGGUGGAGAUCGUGCCCAUCAUCAAGGAGCGCGUCGUCCUGCAGCCCGCCGCGGAGCUCCCCAAGGAAGUCAAGGAGCGCCUGGAGAGGGAGAGGGAGGCGCGCCGCUUCCUGGCCGAGGGCCUCGUCACGUCGUACGACGAGGCCGAGCUGGCCGCGCAGCUGCUGCAGCUGGACUUCAGCCGGGAGGACGCGCUGAGCGCCGCCACCGAGUGCACCACGCUGCAGCAGGCCCUGGCCUUCCUGCAGCAGGAGUGCGAGCUCUGCACCGGCAAAUACCCCAUGAAGCAGAUGGUGUCCAUGCUCAAGUGCGUGCACCGCUGCUGCCGCGACUGCGCCAAGAACUACUUCACGAUCCAGGUGACGGACCGCACCAUCGCGGACGCCAACUGCCCGUUCUGCAAGGAGCCCAACCUGGACGGCCAGGCCUCCGACGACGACGUGCUCGAGUACUUCAGCAACCUGGACAUCAUGCUCAAGACGAUCCUGGACGCGCCCGUGCACGAGCUGUUCCAGCGGAAGCUGCGCGACCGCACCCUCAUCAUGGACCCCAACUUCCGGUGGUGCGUCAAGUGUGACUCCGGCUUCAUCGCGAACCCCCGGCAGAGGCGCCUGGUGUGCCCCGACUGCAGGUCCGUGACCUGCGCCUCCUGCCGAAGGACGUGGGAGAAGCAGCACGAAAACAUUUCCUGCGAGAAGUUCGCCGAGUGGAAGGAGAAGAACGACCCCGAGACGCAGGCCGCCGGCCUGGCUAAGCACCUGGCCGAGCACGGCAUCACCUGCCCCAAGUGCCAGACCAAGUUCUCCCUGUCCAGGGGCGGGUGCAUGCACUGCACGUGCUCGCAGUGCAAGCACGAGUUCUGCUCGGGCUGCGCCAAGCCCUUCACGAUGGGCGCCAAGUGCGGGCAGACGCCGUACUGCGCCAAGCUGGGCCUGCACGCCCACCACCCCAGGAACUGCCUCUUCUACCUCCGCGACAAGGAGCCCGUCCAGCUCAAGCAGCUGCUCAAGGAUCACGGCGUCGAGUUCAACGAGGAGCUGCCGGCGUGGAUGGUGGCGGGCACCGAGGCGCCCGACAAGAAGGCGGAGGCCGGGAAGGAGGCCCAGGUCGCCGGCGACGCCCAGGCGGCCGAGGUCAAGGUCAACGGUAACGCCGAGGCCAACGUCGACGCCGAGACCAAGGUGGAGGGGAGCGCGGCACCCGCCAAGCCCGCCGCCAAGCCCAUGAAGUGCCCCAUGCAGCUGCAGAGAGAGACGCCGGAGGGCCUCAUCGACGCGGUGUGCGGGGUGGAGGCGCCACCGGGGCACGCCGGACUGUGCAGGUCGCACUAUAUCGAGUUGUUAGCUAGGGAGGUCCGCCGCCUCGCGCUGGACACGCUGGGCAUCCUGACGGCCGACGACCUGGAGACGGUGGUCCGCCGCUCGGACAAGCGGCUGCCCCCGAACCCCUACGGCACUCCCCCCUCGGCCUACCGACAGGCCCUCGCGCAGCAAAAUGGAAACUCCGCCGAGGCGCCGAGGUUUUGGAGGGAAGUACCCGUGUGGCCCCGCCAGCCAACGCGCCACGCUCUGCUCACAGGCAGCACUGUCGAGUACCUCGUGGCGCUGAUCGGGCGCCACCGGCUGGACCCCGUCGUCCUGUUCGACCUCGGGGAGGCCGUCCUGGAGCUCACCAGGCGGGGCAUGCCGCCGCCCGAGCGCCAGCCGGGCAUGUCGGACGAGGACUUCCGGAUCGUCUGCGUCAAGGUGGUUGAGGAGCAGAUUCCAUUGGACUGAAACGUUUUUGUUUGUUGUAUCUAUUUUGUUUUCCUUUAUUUAAGGUGGUUUUUUGUACACAUGUAUUAUUUGUGCGUUUGUAAAAUUCUUGUUUUUUGAUUAGUAUUUAUUUCUUAGAAAAGAUAAUAAUUCACUGA
Molecule: messenger RNA, 8138 nt
Organism: Thrips palmi
Lineage: Eukaryota; Metazoa; Arthropoda; Insecta; Thysanoptera; Thripidae
Gene: LUBEL
Product: E3 ubiquitin-protein ligase lubel
Biological process (GO): protein linear polyubiquitination
Cellular component (GO): LUBAC complex
Molecular function (GO): K63-linked polyubiquitin modification-dependent protein binding; K48-linked polyubiquitin modification-dependent protein binding; linear polyubiquitin binding
Source: RefSeq, a predicted model, not a curated record